Gymnodraco acuticeps is the source of this 1786-nucleotide messenger RNA. RefSeq lists its product as uncharacterized. The coding region runs from base 998 to 1786 and encodes 262 amino acids. The transcript has 8 exons. Lineage: Eukaryota; Metazoa; Chordata; Actinopteri; Perciformes; Bathydraconidae. The record is from RefSeq and is a predicted model, not a curated record.
UCUUUUUCUAACCAUUUUAUUUUCUUCAAGAUGUUUUAGAAGAUGUAGACGGCAGCAUUUUCACUCAAAUACCAAUCCCAGGUAUUUUGAUUGGUGCAGCUGUAUUCAUCAUCAUAACUGCAGUUACCAUUUUAUGUGUCUGCAGGACAAUACAUCAAGGUGUCUAUUCAAGGUCAGCCACAUCUAGAUCAUCUGCGUGUGAGAAUCCUGGCAAUUUGGAUGGAGAUGACCCCGAUGACCCCUACACAGCCCUCCAACAGCCAGACAGUGAUCUCUACCAGAGUGUCUCUAAUUCAGCCGGCAGAGAGAUGGGUGCUUUGGAGAACCAGAAGAAACACGGCAGAGAGACUGAUGCAAGCUGCAAACUCUAUGCUAACGUUUAACCAAAGAUCAAGAGAACAGCACUGGAUCACAUGCUGGCAACUUUUGAGAUGAUCCUACAAUCAUAUCCUUUUUAACCAUAAACAAAUCAGCAUUUAUUAAAACUUGUCAGGUUUAAAGAUGUAUUUUUACAAAAGACAAAAAUAACAAUGAGCUACCAAAUUAGCAUAUCACUUCUUUUGAAAUCCUUGGGAUUGAUGUUUUUUGUAAAUGUUUCUUGUUCUCAGUCUUAGUUGAUGAACUAAUUGACAAAAAUGUAUUGUUUUUGCCAUGACUUCAGCUAUUGGUGUUUAAUUAUUGGAAUUUCAAAAUAAAUUGCAACUGCAUGAUUGCCAACUAAAUGACUAAAACACCUUAAUAUUCGAGAACAGUGUGUUUGUUGAUGUGAACAAAGUGCUUGAAGUGAGAUAUGUUAAUGUAGCUUUUCUUAAAACUCUGCCAAAUGCAUUCAACACCCUGGUUUACUUGUUAAAGACGUGAGGAACCAAAAUUGCUUCGAUCUGCAGCUUUCUAUUCACAGCCCGAGCUCAGGCCUCUAAAUAUGGGAUGACCACAGAGCAGACAUCUAACUUCUAGCAAGUUUUGUGACGAACAACUCAAACUAACCUCAAGACCAAUGGAGGCUACGCUUGUAGACCUGCUGAUCUGCAUCGACACCGGCAUAAGAAGUGUUAAGAUUCAAACAGGAUACACUCGCUUCUUGACUGGUAUGGACGCAAAAUGGAGACUGUUCUUGGUUCUGCUUCUGCCACUGACUGCGUGCGAAGUGACUAUAGUGAAAACCAUCGGGAGAGGACCAGACGUCACUGAAAUAUGUGUUAAUACUACACAGAGUAACAUCACACUCAUACUGUGUAAGAUCAGAACAGAAAGGAGCGGAGCAGAGUGUUUUCUGCUGUAUGAACCGAUAGAGAUCUUCGAGCAAACAUGUGACUCCAGGUUCUCUCUGAAGACGGAGAAUCAGGCUGUGUUUCUCCACCUGAUGAAUUUAACACCAGAGGACAGUGGGAACCACACCUGUGAAUGUUCUUAUAAAGAGGGAACAGAAAUCGUCCAUCUGAACAUCACUGUGGAAGAUGGAGAGGAAAGCAGUUCAACACAAAUGCAGAUCCCAGGUAUUUUGAUUGGUGCAGCUGUAUUCAUCAUCAUAACUGCAGUUACCAUUUUAUGUGUCUGCAGGACAAUACAUCAAGGGUCAGCCACAUCUAGAUCAUCUGCGUGUGAGAAUCCUGGCAAUUUGGAUGGAGAUGACCCCGAUGACCCCUACACAGCCCUCCAACAGCCAGACAGUGAUCUCUACCAGAGUGUCUCUAAUUCAGCCGGCAGAGAGACGGGUGCUUUGGAGAACCAGAAGAAACACGGCAGAGAGAUUGAUGCAAGCUGCAAACUCUAUGCUAACGUUUAA